AUGGCGACUCCCUCUAAACUGCCCACAUAUGCGGACCAGCAGGCCUGGAAGGAUAUUCAGGAAUUUCUGCCUGCGCGCCUGCGCUUCACACCCGAGCACUCACCCGUCGAGGAGUUUUGGUCUCACCGCGGCCAUGAUAUUCACCUGGACCGGUGGCGCAACCCGUCGGCCAAGGUGCGCGUGGUGCUGCACCACGGCGUGGGCACCAACGGCCGGCAAAUGUCCAUGAUUCUGGGCGUGCCGCUGCACGCAGCCGGCUACGAGCUGGUGGCGGUGGACAUGCCCGGGUACGGCUGCACGCGCGUGUCGGCGCGGAGCAAGCCGUGCCCGUACGACGAGUGGGUGCAGAUUGCGAGCGACUUUGUCGACGAGGAGCUCGCGCGCGACCCGCGGCCGGUCGUGCUGUACGGCCUCUCGGCGGGCGGCAUGCUGACGUAUCACGCGGCGGCGCGCAACAACAAGGUGGCGGGCAUCGUCGGCAUGACGUUUCUCGAUCAGCGCAUCCAGCAAGUCGCCGACGAGACGGCGCUCAACGUCGUCAUGGCGCGGGCCGGCCUGCCGCUCGCGAGACUCGCCAACGCGGCGGGCCUGGCGUCGCUCAGGAUGCCCAUGGCGUGGGCGAGCAAGAUGCACACGCUGGUCAAUGAUUCCCGCGCGCUCAGGGUGUUUCUCAAGGACAAGACGUCAGCUGGGUCGGCGGCGUCGAUGCGGUUCCUGACCACCUACGCGCGCUACACGCCGGCGCUCGAGUAUGAGGACUUUGACGUGUGUCCGAUUCUGCUGACCCAGCCGGCAGAGGACAGGUGGACGCCGCUGCACCUCAGCAAGCUGGUCCUCGACAGGGUCGGCAAAGUGCCCGUCAAGAUUGUCGAGCUGGAGGGCGCGGGGCACUACCCGCUGGAGGAUAAGGGUCUACAGCAGCUGGCGGACGCUAUUUUGGAAUUUCUGGGCUCCUUGGCUUAA
Messenger RNA from Beauveria bassiana ARSEF 2860, 963 nucleotides. RefSeq lists its product as uncharacterized. Bases 1 to 963 code for a protein of 320 amino acids. The record is from RefSeq and is a predicted model, not a curated record. NCBI's taxonomy places the organism in Eukaryota, Fungi, Ascomycota, Sordariomycetes, Hypocreales, Cordycipitaceae. The transcript has a single exon.